Messenger RNA from Malassezia restricta, 1305 nucleotides. Its product is annotated as alpha-1,2-glucosyltransferase. The record is from RefSeq and is a predicted model, not a curated record. The coding region runs from base 1 to 1305 and encodes 434 amino acids. Lineage: Eukaryota; Fungi; Basidiomycota; Malasseziomycetes; Malasseziales; Malasseziaceae. The transcript is spliced from 2 exons. Gene Ontology annotation, molecular function: dolichyl pyrophosphate Glc2Man9GlcNAc2 alpha-1,2-glucosyltransferase activity. Gene Ontology annotation, biological process: dolichol-linked oligosaccharide biosynthetic process; protein N-linked glycosylation. Gene Ontology annotation, cellular component: endoplasmic reticulum.
AUGGCUUUCGCGUUUGCGUGGCAUGUUGCCACGACUAUUGGCACUAGUGUCUUGGUAAAUCAGCAUUUGAAAGAGCCUUAUAUGGAUGAAAUUUUUCAUACACCCCAGUUUAUUCGGUAUUGCCAGGGACAAUGGAAUAAGUGGGACCCAAUGCUCACUACCCCACCAGGGCCGUAUUUGGUCACACUCGCGCUGCGUCCCUUCAUGCAAGUGUUAGGUUUUUUCCGUGCAUGUGAUGAUGUUAUGGCCAUUCGUUCUACGAACGUUUUAGCCUUAUUGAGCCUGCCACUACUAUGUAUGGGGGUCUUACGAGCGCGGGGAUGCUCAGAUCCUGGCUUCGUCCCUUACAUCUGUGCCUCUCUUCCUCCCCUCUGGUUUUUUGGAUUCUUGUAUUACACUGACGUGCUGAGUGUAAUCGCCAUUAUCGCGUCUGUUGGUGCUAUGGAACGGAAACAUCAUGUACAAGCUUCACUAUGGGGUUCUGCUGCGCUCUUCUUUCGUCAGACCAACAUUGUUUGGGUAUUAUUUAUCAUGGGUGUGGCCGCACUUCGAGAAUGUCAACGCGUUGCUGGAGUUUCUCCUCGGAUAACGCCACCUAUAACAACUUUAUUGGUCCAGCGCUCUGUAUGGAUGCGCAUCAUACGUACCGUGUCACCCUACGUGCCCAUCUUCCCUGCAUUUAUGCUGUUCAUUCAGUGGAACGAUGGAGCCAUUGUAUUAGGCGAUAAAAGUCACCAUCAGGUGGCGCUGCAUCUAGCGCAAGUGGGCUACUUUUUUGGAUUCGCCCUGACAUUUGGGUGGCCUCUCAUUUUCUUUUUAGUACCCAUGCGUUGGGGAAAAGUGCAUGCAAUGGUGAGCGUUGUACUGCUGACUAUGGGCGUCUUGGCCGUACGUUACGGCACUAUCGUGCAUCCAUUUCUGCUCGCCGAUAACCGUCAUUAUACCUUUUACGUAUGGCGACGCAUCAUUAAUGCACGUUUAUGGACCCGAUAUGCCCUCGUACCUGUGUACGUGUUCAGUGCCAUGUCAUUCGUGCGCAUACUCUCGAAAAAACAGAGCGGCCUUUGGAUUCUCGGUUGGCUUCUCGCAACGUGUCUCACACUUGUUCCAUCACCAUUAAUCGAGCCACGCUACCUGAUCUUGCCCUAUCUAAUGAUGCGAUUAUACAUGCCAACCACCACGCGAAAGCAAGAGAUAAUAGAAUGGGUCUUUUACAUGAUGGUGAAUGCCUUGACGAUGACUCUUUUUAUUGGAUACCCCUUUACUUGGGCGCAUGAACCAGGGACGCAGCGGUUUAUGUGGUGA